AUUUAUUUGUAACUUUAAUCUCUAUCAUGGGUAAUAAUUUAACAGUUUUUUGGAUAAAUCUUUGAAAAUAUUUUAUUUCUAAUGUACAAUAUUUUCUCAACGCCUCUAGAGAUGAUGAACAUAUUUUAAGAGGCUUUAAAUGUAAACAGAUCUGGAAAUUAAGAAUUAAAAUGUUAAUUAAAUGUAAGACUAAAGGAACGCGGGUGAAGGGUGUUGUGUUUCAUCCACGCCUUCACUUUCUGCUGGCCUCUAUGCACUCUGGAGAUAUCCAGAUGUGGGAUUACUUAAACUCUACGUUAGUGGAAGUUUUCUCAGAACACGAGGGGCCGGUAAGAGGCAUAGACUUCCACCAGGAACAGCCGCUUUUUGUCAGUGGCGGAGACGACACAACGGUGAUCGUAUGGGACUUUACACAGAGAAAGAAGUUAUUCGUCCUCUCUGGGCAUUUGGAUUAUGUCAGAACUGUGCAAUUUCACACCAGUUACCCGUGGGUAAUGUCUUCCUCAGAUGACCAGACUAUAAGGAUCUGGAACUGGCAAUCGAGAAGUUGUAUAACAGUAAUUUCCGGCCACAAUCACUACGUAAUGAGUUCACUGUUUCAUCCUACGGAGAAUUUAAUUAUCUCCUCAAGUCUAGACCACACGGCGAGGAUUUGGGACAUUACCUACCUAGUGGAGAAGAAAUGCUCAAUUAAGCCUCCAGUUCAGAGUCAGAGUAACUUUUACAUGGGUGAGGCUGGCACCAUGGGAAACACAUUUGAAAUUGAAGUCACAGGCGUUUCAGACGUUAUUUGCCUUCACACUCUGGUAGGCCACUCGAGUGGCGUUAACUACGCCAUUUUCUUCGGAACUAACCUGGCAAUAACAGCGGGAGACGACUGCACAGUCAGAGUUUGGAGAUAUUCACAAUAUUCCUUUUAUCAAACUAAUAUCCUACGAGACCACGAGGAUAAUGUCACAUGUCUACUGCUGGUUAAGGAUUAUUUACUGAGCACUUCUGAGGACCACUCGAUUAGAAUUUGGGACCUCAACACCUACGCCCUAGUACACACUUAUUUAAUGGACGAUGACAGAUUUUGGACAAUAUCCAAGUCUAAGCAUAAUAAUUAUAUCACUGCGGGGCAUGACGCCGGGUUGAUUGUGUUCAAGUUGUAUAAGGAGCGGCCACUGAUCGCCCUGGGACCAGCUAGGGAAAAAUCAAUCCUCUACUACGUCUGGAAUAAUAAUUUAUACGCCAGUAAUUUGGAAAAGGAGUGUGAAUCUUUUAAUAAAGAGUUGUUACAAUGUUCUGGCGCUAAUGGAACCAAUGUUAAAACUAAGGAGCCGGAUAUGAAUUUGUUAUACUACAAAUGGCUUGAAAGUAAUAGUAACAACAACUUGGUAAGUAACUACCACGACCAUGAGAAUAAGCUGGUGUUCCAGUGUCCAAGCGGUAAUUACAUAAGCCAGCGUACGCUGGUGGGAACAGUCUCGGAGGAGAGGAGAAUAGUCCAGGCCUCAAAGUUAUUCCUAAACAACUAUUCCAAGGACAGGAUCGUACUCUGUUUGCUGUAUAAAAUUAAUAAAACCAGUUACAUUGAACUGUUCUCAUACCACAGAGGACAGCUGGAGUAUUCAUUUAAAAGACUCUGCAACUCAGCCGCUUUCAUUAACUCUAACCAGAUCCUCGUCGUUGAUAAGACGCUCCUAAUUUAUAAUAUCAACGGCGAUCUAAUCUCCGAACUUAACAUUUCAACCAAUUUGUCCAAUGCAUCAUCAAAUUUGUCAUCACAUAGUCAAAUGUCAUCAAAUUUACAACAGAAUUUGUCAAAUUCGUCAAAUAUGUCAAAUGUGUCAAAUGUGUCAAAUGUGUCAAAUGUAUCAAAUGUGUCACAGCAGUUGUCCCAGAACCAAUCUCACUCCGUAACGUCUUUCCUGGACAAAGAUUUGAAUAAUUUAAAGGUCUUUAGUGUGAGUCUGGAUGUUUUAUUAUUUUUCUGUCCGAAGAAUCAGUUGUUGUGUCUGUAUAACGUGAGUUCCAGGAGCCAGAUCAACGUGGUUAACGCGCCGUAUGGCAAGUUAUUUGACGUUAUCGUUAACAGCUACGGCUUCAUCUGCUGCCUGUUCAGCAACUUUGUAGUCAUCUAUGACCGCAAACUCAAUCGCAUCACUUACAAACAACAAUUCAACAGAAUCAAAUCCGGAGUCUGGGACCACAACACAGCCGUCAUCUACUCCACAUACAAUCAAAUACAUUAUUUGUUGAUAAAUGGCAGUUUUGGAGUGUUGUGUACGAUGGCGUCGCCGACGUAUUUGAUUAAGGUGAGUGCGGUGUCUGAGGAUAAGCGGGUUUUGUACCUGAUUAACAGGCAGCACAGGUGUUUUAAACAAGUUUUAGACUCGCCAGAUUACCUGCUAAAGUACUCACUGCUGGUUAAUAACAUGGAGAAGGCUAAUUCGUUAGUUGAUUCUGGCCAGCUGUUUGGCAGAUUCACGUGCUCGUACUUGAUCAAUAAUUGCAAGUACGGACUCGCCAGGAAGUUACUCAACGAUGAUAAUUUGAACAAGUUCUACCUCUCCGUACAGUUUGGAGACCUUCAAAACGCACUCAACGACGCCAAAAUUAUCAACAACAAGGCGAUAUGGAAUUACUUGGGCGAUGUAUCACUGGAGUUAGGCAACGUAACAAUUGCGGAACUAGCAUACCAAAAGUCAAAACAAUACAACAAACUAACACUUCUAUACCUCGUCAUCGGUGACUUGGGGAAGUUGAGAAAGAUGUUAAACAUUUGUAAAAUACACAACGACAAAUCGUUGAUACUAGUUCACGCACUUUAUUUGGGCGACAUGGAAGAGUUGAGUAACGUGCUGUGUGAAAAUGGACAUGAACAGCUGUCCAACAUAUGCAACGCCACAUAUCAAAUCAAUAACUGGAACCACGAACACUCAGAAAAUACAAACGCCAAAUACCUAGUACCACCAAAACCCAUCAACAGGUUGGAUGGUGAGAUGUUGAAUUGGGCUGUGAAUUUCAUCGAGUCUGAUGAGUCGAAAUUUGACAUUAACGAAAUUGUGGAGUUUACCAGGCAGGAGGCAAAGAAAUCAGACUCAGCACACCCGGGAACUAAUCUACUCGAACAACAAAUGGCAGACCUACUCGUAACACCAAGAACCGAUCAUAAACCCCAUCACGGAGCUGAUCACGCAGUUGUAUACACCAAACCACUACACACACAGGAUCCACUGUACACUACUGAUCCACUAUACACACAGGAUCGGUUAUACACACAGGACCAACUAUACACUACAGAUCCUGUGUAUACUAAGGAACGUGAGUAUACGAGACAAGUGGUUAGAGCAGAUGAGACAGAUUUGUUUAAUGAGAUUUUGGAGGGUACGCAGGACUUAUCACCGGUUUUAAAGGGCGCUGUGAAUCACUUGGAUCAAUCAGAUGAUAUUUGGGACUCUGUGCGAGAUGAGGUCCCAAAUGAGCAACGGCUAUUCAUGUUCCUGAGCCAGAAAAAUUAUACCUCAGCACUUAACUUUUUGAAUCACAUGUACGGAGAAGUGAACGCACACCUGCUAAAGUCCACACUACAAAGCUCCGACUUCACUCAAUUCCAGUCAAUUCAACAAAUUAAUCAUCAACCACUACUCAACCAGAAAAUGACAACCGCUCUAACACAUUUCCAAAACGCUGAAUUUGGGCGUUGUUGUGACUGUUUGAGUGAUUUGUUGCGUGAGUUAUUUUUGUACAAAUCACUUAGUUUGAAUGUUUCUGGGAUUAUGGAGCGCUGUUACUGGUACGCUUUGGCGGUAAGGCUUGAGCUGGAGCGCGAUUCCGUGUGUCAAGCUGACCCUAGGCGAGGUUUACAGCUGGCGGCGUACCUGACCUGCUGUAAACUUAACCCGAGUCACCAGUACUUAGUGCUCAGGAAAACCGUAGGACUCAUGUGGAAGGCAAAAAAUUACCAGACUGCGGCCUUACUGGUGGAUAGAAUUUUAAAAUUGGACACGGCAGAGUUCGAAUUCGACCAGGCGGAAAUGGACAAGGCCAAGAAGAUCCACACACUCUGCCUCCAAAAGGGCACGAAUUUGUACGAUUUAGACUUUUGCACAGAGGAUUUCAGUAACCUCCAAAUCUGCACAGUCACACUCGAGAAAAUUCACAUGGAACCCACCGUCACAUGCCUCUUCUGCGGAGCUUACGCACUCAGGAAAUACCUCAACCAGUUCUGCAAACUAUGCCAAAUCCUCAAACUCCUCUAAUACCCUCUAAUAACACUACUUUACACAACUUUAUACACGCGUAAUUUACAGUAAUUUAUCAACUUUAUACCCAGAUUAUAUAACUUUAUAAGGGUAAUUUACAGUAAUUUGUACUCAAUUUAUAGGCGUAAUUUACAGUAAUCUACAGUAAUUUAAGCUAAUUUAUCAACUUUAUAAGGGUAAUUUAAGGUAAUUAAUACGUGAAAAGUGAAUUUACAUGUAAUAGAUUAAAUCUAUUGGUUUUAAGGUGUAGGUUUGGGUCAGUGGUAAUGCCUGAAUGGCCUGAGCCUGGGCGUCUUCGGUGACACGUAAGGCUUCAGCUAAAACAUCAUUAAAGCGUGAAAGUUACAUUCUCAUUCAUGACCUCAGGGACAUGCAAAUUCGGGACCAACAUCUUAUUUAUCAAGAAAAAUCCUACACACCCACACAUCCACACAUUAAUCA
This is a messenger RNA of Theileria parva strain Muguga, 4691 nucleotides long. It is a transcript of the gene COPA, whose product is annotated as coatomer subunit alpha. Gene Ontology annotation, molecular function: structural molecule activity; protein binding. The coding region runs from base 171 to 4247 and encodes 1358 amino acids. Gene Ontology annotation, biological process: endoplasmic reticulum to Golgi vesicle-mediated transport; intracellular protein transport; intra-Golgi vesicle-mediated transport. The transcript is spliced from 8 exons. Gene Ontology annotation, cellular component: COPI vesicle coat. The record is from RefSeq and is a predicted model, not a curated record. Lineage: Eukaryota; Apicomplexa; Aconoidasida; Piroplasmida; Theileriidae.